GACAUGGUCACCAGUAAUUCUCUGGUAGACUGUGGCGAUGUAGUCAUGCUUAAAUGAAGGGGUUGGAUUGGGGGGUUAAAACCACCGAAUGGUUCCAGAGUGCAACUGUGUCUGCAGCUCACCUCUCUCACAGGGGAUGGGUGCGUGAACAACCCAUCUAAUUGAACAAUAAUUUAACUUGCAGGAACAUCUCUUUUUACUGUGGCCUGGAGUCUUCCUUUUGUCAAUGAUAGAGAUUUCAUUGGUAUCUCCAGAAGACACUGAAUUUUUGUGUCAAUGACAAAUUUGUGCUAUUAAGAGCCUAAAAUCCAUCGAAUUUCCUGUUCUAAUCCUUAUCAUUUAGAUUCUUCUUACAAUUUUUAAUGAUUCUGGACUGUAGACUUCAUUUAGUGUCAUCAAAAAUGGCCAGUUUUAAAGUUUCCUGUCAUGAUUUUUGAAGGUGAUUUUUUUUUCUGAUUGUUGUCAGUGGAGUUCCACUCCUGAGAUGCAAACUGCAGAAUGACCAGCCAUUUGUUUACCUUUAUUUGUUUGUGGUCAGUAGUUUUACCCAAAGCUUCCUGUUCUCUUUAAUUAUAUCGAGUUAUUUUUAAAAUGGAUUUGUUGUUGUCUUUUUCUUGUCAAGCUUCAAAGAAAUGUUUGAUCCUGAUCAAUUUUUGUGAUUUUUUUUUUUACAUUUAUGUAUACAUGAACACCCAUUGACUUGAAUGACAGCCAUGAGGUCAUCUCCAAUCACGGCCGAGCUCUUGUUUCUUUGAGGUGGGGCACAUAUGGUAGGGUGCCCAGGCUUUUCCAACAACAGCGCUUUGCAUGCACAUUUCCAUAUCUUCCAGUCAUGACGGGUGGGGGGUCAUUUAGAUUUGUCCAAGCACUCGACUCCUUCACUUCCUAACAAGCCCAUCUUCAGCCUGGCAGGACCUUAUCUCUGUCUCCCACUGUAGAGGACGAGGAGAUGGCGAUAAAGUGAGUUUACUGCAUAUUUGAUUUUUGGGCCUUUUACAGCUUUCAGCAGCAACAGCUGGCAGAAGCCAUGUGGAAACUUCCAAAGAGUUCUUCUUUCACUGGUAGAUUUUGUUGCUUUCCCAAAGAUCCACUGGACGAUGUUGAGACUUGGAGCGAGUCUGUGGAUAAAGUUCUGGGCUGUAAAGCCGGACAGAUAGCUUUCCGAGAAUUCCUGAAGUCGGAGUACAGCGAGGAGAACAUUCUGUUUUGGUUGGCUUGCGAGGAAUACAAGAAGAUCAAAACGGUGCCUGAGAUGAUCUCCUCCGCAAACAGGAUCUACUCUGAGUUUGUACAGACAGAAGCACCCAGACAAAUCAACAUAGACUGCACUACCAGAGAAAACAUUACAAAGAACAUCUCCCAGCCGACCCUGACUGCCUUUGAUACGGCGCAGAAGCUCGUCUACAGUCUGAUGGCCAGGGACUGCUACCCACGCUUCCUAAAAUCUGACAUCUAUCAGGGACUCCUGAGGAAAGCCGAAUCGAGGUGACUGUAUUCAAGCUGACAGCCUCUCAGUCGGAGCUUCUGCUCAGCUCGGGUUUGCUGUGGCGCUCUGACUCAGUGUGGAAAACAAGACAUGCAGCCCAGAUCUUAGGUGUAGCACAUGUAGUUUCUCUUAAUCUGUGUGAUGCUGUAGUCAGAUGUACCUCAAGAAAAUCUUUCUUUUUUUAGUUAGACCAACCUAACACAUAAUGUUUUUUCCAUGUCAAAUGAUAAAAAAUAGUAAAGAAUAAUUAUUAUUUAUUAUUAUUUUUAAAUUGAUGAUAAUAUUAUUAAAUUAUUAUAUAUUAUUUUUUGUAAAGUAUUAUCAAAACUUUAAUUGAUUGUGCAAAUAGACUUGCUAAUGUGUUCUGGACAUUUUCAUUUGCAUAUGCAAAUAAAUUGAUCUCUUGCUUUGCUGAAUGUUUCUUUAGUUGUUUGCAUUGCGGCUUUCAAAGACCUCCCGAGCUAAACAUGCGCAGCUCCACGGCGCACUUUUGAAUGCAAUGCAAAUUUGGGGAAGUAACCAUGGGCCGCUCAAACAGCAGGUGGCAACAGAGGACUUGCAUUUUGAAAAAAGGAAGAACUUCAAAGUGUUCACAGCAAAAAAAUUCAGUCUAAAAAUGAAAAAUCUGAUAUAUUUUUGGUGAAAGGGUCUUAAACUGUGGGAUUUAGUUCACCACAAAUGCAAAGCAUGACAUUAAAACCAUUUUUAAUGAGGAAUAUUAUUGUUUAUGUCCAUUUAAAAGCUGUUUUUUUUCUUGGU
Molecule: messenger RNA, 2245 nt
Organism: Oryzias melastigma (Indian medaka)
Lineage: Eukaryota; Metazoa; Chordata; Actinopteri; Beloniformes; Adrianichthyidae
Gene: rgs1
Product: regulator of G protein signaling 1
Exons: 4
Coding region: 1028-1489 (153 amino acids)
Source: RefSeq, a predicted model, not a curated record